Molecule: messenger RNA, 228 nt
Organism: Clunio marinus
Lineage: Eukaryota; Metazoa; Arthropoda; Insecta; Diptera; Chironomidae
Source: the annotation of a GenBank genome assembly
AUGUAUCAUCCAAUAACACUGAGCAUGAAAAACAUAAAAAAUAUAUCAAUAAGCAAAAGAUUAAAAACAAUUCAAUUUGUUGGAGAAGUCAAAUUUUCUAAAUUUUCUUCGUCCCUCAAGACAUCUUUAGGCAUUUUCAAAAAAUAUUUGGAAAUAAAUGGCAACAAUACAAGAUUCAUUCGAUGUAAAAAGAGACACGGUUUUGAAAUUCAGCGACAUCUUCAUUGA